Aspergillus ruber CBS 135680 is the source of this 1029-nucleotide messenger RNA. Its product is annotated as DUF1295 domain protein. Gene Ontology annotation, cellular component: membrane. The record is from RefSeq and is a predicted model, not a curated record. The transcript has 2 exons. Lineage: Eukaryota; Fungi; Ascomycota; Eurotiomycetes; Eurotiales; Aspergillaceae. Bases 1 to 1029 code for a protein of 342 amino acids.
AUGGAGGCUUACGGCGCAAAGCCAGUGGUUGGCAUGGACCAACCACUCAAUACCCUUCGAAACUCCGAUAUAAAUUUAAGCGCCGGUGACGUCGGCAUCUUAAAAUCUACCCUUCUACCAUCCUUCACCCUGCACACCGGCCUCACCCUCGCCAGUUAUGCUGCCGCGCGAGCAACAGACCGAGGCGAAAUCAAAGACUACAAUUGGCCCUCCAGCCAGGUCGCCAACGCCUGGUGGAGUGCUGUCGGCCGCCGCGUAUACUACGACAACAUCCCCUUCACAACCGCCUGGAACAUCCUACCCUGGACCGAGAAACUCCUGCUCAGCUCUGUGACUCUCUGGGGCACGCGCCUGUUCUACCGUAUUGUGUCGCGGUCUGUGAGCCGCGGUAAGGACGACCCGCGCUACGAUGAGUUGAAGAAGCAGGACAAGGGAUUCUGGAAUGCGGCUUUCUUUAAGCAAUUCUUGCCUGAGGCUGCAUUUUUGACAUUCAUCACGCUUCCUUUCACUCUGCCUUUCCGGAUGCCUUCGUCGACGCUCUCGGUUGAGCCGGAGGUGUCGUGUGCUCUGAGGACGCUAGGUGUGGGCUUAUUCAGUGCUGGUUUCGCUAUGGAGGCUUUUGCCGAUACGCAGUUGGAAUCGCACCGUCAGAAGCGGUCUGAUCUCUGCCGUAAUGGUGUGUGGAGUAUCGUGCGGCAUCCAAACUAUCUCGGCGACUCCCUCGUCCACUUCUCCUUCAUCAUCCUUAACGCCGCCAACAGCUUCAACCCCUUCAUUCUCCUUGGUCCACUCGCAAACUACGCAUACCUGCGCUUCGUCGGUGGUGACAAGCAGAACGAAGCGAGCCAGGAAUCGCGCUACAAGCUCAACGACCCGCACAAGUAUGAGCAGUUGCAAACUUGGCGAGCUGAGAAGAACAGCUUCUGGCCUAGCUUGACUGAGUUGGCGAAUCCGUGGACUUGGGCUGUUCUUGGGAGUGGGGUUAUUGGUGUUGUGCUUGAGGAAGGGGUUAGGUCUUAUUUUGCUUAG